Sinocyclocheilus grahami is the source of this 745-nucleotide messenger RNA. RefSeq names its product serine/threonine-protein kinase 32C-like. Gene Ontology annotation, biological process: protein phosphorylation; G protein-coupled receptor signaling pathway; regulation of signal transduction. The record is from RefSeq and is a predicted model, not a curated record. The annotation marks the transcript as partial. NCBI's taxonomy places the organism in Eukaryota, Metazoa, Chordata, Actinopteri, Cypriniformes, Cyprinidae. The transcript is spliced from 6 exons. Gene Ontology annotation, molecular function: G protein-coupled receptor binding; ATP binding; G protein-coupled receptor kinase activity.
GUACUCGUUCCAGGACGAGGAGGACAUGUUCAUGGUGGUGGAUCUGCUGUUAGGAGGAGAUCUGCGCUAUCAUCUGCAGCAGAACGUGCAGUUCACCGAGGAUGCUGUAAAACUCUACCUGUGCGAGAUGACGCUGGCGCUCGACUACCUGCAGAGCCAGCACAUCAUACACAGUCAGCAUUUAACAGACUUUAACAUCGCUACCAUAAUCAAGGACGGCGAACGAGCCACGGCGUUAGCGGGUACAAAGCCUUACAUGGCUCCAGAGAUCUUCCAGUCGUUCAUGAGCGGGGGAUCCGGUUAUGCGUUUGAAGUGGACUGGUGGUCGCUGGGUGUGACGGUCUUUGAGGUUCUGCGAAGUUGGAGGCCGUACGACAUCCACGCCAGUAACUCGGUGGAGUCUCUGCUGCAGCUGUUCAGUACGGUCAGUGUGCAGUACAGCUCGUCCUGGCACAAAGACCUCGUCUCGCUGCUGAGGAAGUUAUUGACUGUAAACCCAGAGCAUCGCUUCUGUAGUCUGGCUCAAAUGCAGACGGCGCCCUACCUCUCCGAUGUCAACUGGGACGACGUUCGAUUAUUGUUGAAGCGUCGGCAGGAGGAGGGCUGUAUGGCAGCAGACGGAGACGCCGAUCCAGACGGAGACGAGGCCGAGGGAGGAACAGAGGACGAGGAGACCGAGGCCGAACCCGAGGCCUCCAAACUGAGCAUGUGUGGCUCGGUCUGCUCGUCUCCGGGAAGCUGCUAG